Molecule: messenger RNA, 1243 nt
Organism: Punica granatum (pomegranate)
Lineage: Eukaryota; Viridiplantae; Streptophyta; Magnoliopsida; Myrtales; Lythraceae
Source: RefSeq, a predicted model, not a curated record
UUGUUCAUGUACGAUGCAAGUAUGUAUGGAUGGGGAAAAAUGGGAGAAAACGACGACGUAGCUUUUGCCCGUUCAACGGGCAGGCAGAAGCAGAUGCACCAACAGAGACCACCACUUUUCAUUUUCGCUGUGUUAUUAUUUAUAUGGAGCAGCGACCUUCCUUGAACCUUCCCUCGUGGCGCACUCUUUUCCAUCCCUCGCCCGCCUCGCCUCGCCUCGCCUCUCUACUCCUUCUGAGGAAUUCCCCCUUUCAAGGCGUUCUUCUCCAGAACUUCAUUGAUCUGGCGAUGGAUCACUUUAGAGGUGUAGAUCAGAACGCCUUUGCUGCCGCUCUUGAAGAGAUGAGGGGCUUCACUUCCAUCUCCGACAGAAUAGGUGCGGUUGUUUGCCCCAAGCCUCGCCGACUCGGGCCUUUGUCCAGUGACCUUUUGACGCUUCAAGUGAGUCAUCGGCCUGAGGUCUGUGAGUCAAGAGCAGGGGCACCGCAUCUCGACCUCUUCCUUACAGAGGAGGAUUUUGAAGUUGAACAGCAGCCUGCUUCAGCAGCAGCAUUUUUCAGUGGAUCUCCUCCGAGCAGGGCUGAUAACCCAUUAGCUCAAGAUCCUCGAUUCAGGGAUGAGAGGAUCAAUCCGGUUAUGGCACUGCCAACUAAUUUUUUGCCUUCAGGUUUGCCUUCUCCUUCAUCAUCUGCCCGAAAAGGGUGUGUGAGGAUGAAGUUUGGGCUUAAACCUGCUACUGUUAGGAUAGAAGGUUUUGAUUGUCUUAAUAGGGAUGGCCAAAAUUCCAGCAUCCCUGCCUUUGCUUAGAAGAAGAAGCUCUAUCACAAAAGGAACUGUAAAUAUAUGGGCUGGAGCUCGAUCCCCUCAUAAAUUCAAGCAUGAGAAGAGUAGAACAGAGACGACGGGCAUUCCGAUAUAUUGGGUAAGAGAAUUCUAUUGUUAGUAAUAUGUAUAUACGGGGGUGUUGUAGUCUUGUUAUCGAUUUGUUACACUUCUAGUUUUAUCGUUGUAAGUAAUGUUUGAUUCGACAAGGAGGGAGCAAAUCAUUCGUUGUAGAAAUAUCUGAGUCUGUUUCUAGAAUUCCCUUUUUGUAACAAUGGGAGGAGUUGAGAGAAUGAUUAUUUAGUAGGAGAAUUGCCCACUAGGAAGUUUGUGUGUAUAGUCUACAAAUUGGACGGGCCACACUGUAAAUGUACUCUGCUAAUACCUAAUCCAGUAUUUUUGUAAUAUUCGGCAUUGCCUUU